This is a messenger RNA of Exophiala aquamarina CBS 119918, 387 nucleotides long. RefSeq lists its product as uncharacterized. Bases 1 to 387 code for a protein of 128 amino acids. Gene Ontology annotation, cellular component: preribosome, large subunit precursor. The record is from RefSeq and is a predicted model, not a curated record. The transcript has a single exon. Lineage: Eukaryota; Fungi; Ascomycota; Eurotiomycetes; Chaetothyriales; Herpotrichiellaceae.
AUGGCAAAGUCAGCACGGUCUUCAAACACGAAACGCAACAACAGAAAUCUUCGAGCCAAGGUCUUUGGGCCUGCCGAAAAUGCCCGUACCGCAAGGCUGUCCGCGAAGCUACAAGAACUAGCAGCCAAACCCCGGCCAAUCCAGGACAAGGCUAUGGAUGUGGACGAGCCCGUGGAACAAGGAGAGCAAGAUCAGUCCAAUGGCAAUACGAACUCGGAAGACAUGGACAUCGACGGGCUCCAAGCCAAAGUAGUCAAGCCAAAAGUUGACCACAAGCAACGACGCAAAGAACAUAGAGUCUCCAAGAAGAAGCCCAGGAACCAGAUGGUCUUCUCCUCGGAACGUGCGAGGAAGGCUAAACAAGCCUUGAAGAAAAGCAAACGUUGA